AUGGCGAAACGUAAAAGAUCCUCCCAUCCCGCUCCAGACGCCCCCCAGCAGCACAACGCCCUCUUGCCUCAGAAAAGACACUAUCGCCAGCGUGCCCACGCAAACCCUUUCUCAGACCAUGCCCUCAACUAUCCCGCCUCUCCGCAGGGUUUCGACUGGGCCGCUCUAUUUCCCUCCUACGCCACAUCCGGAAAGACUCCAGAAUUCGCUGAUGUCGGCUGCGGCUUUGGCGGUCUCUUGAUUGCUCUCGCUCCUCUGUUUCCGGACACUCUCAUGCUUGGCAUGGAGAUUCGGGUACAAGUGUCCCAGUACGUGCAAGACCGCAUAGCGGCCCUCCGUGCCACACCAGCCUCUUCUACAUCACAUCAUUUUCAAAACGUAUCAAUUGUUCGUGCCAAUUCGAUGAAAUUCACGCCAAACUACUUCCCCAAGCAUUCACUCUCCGCGCUCUUUUUCCUGUUUCCUGAUCCUCACUUCAAAUCGCGCAAACACAAAGCUCGCAUCAUCUCGCCAACUUUAUUGGCCGAGUACGCUUAUGUUUUGAGACCUGGAGGGAUUGUAUAUACCAUCACCGACGUACGUGAUUUGCAUGAAUGGAUGAAAGCUCACCUAGAUGCCUUCCCGCUCUUUGAAUACGUGAGUGAAGAAGUUCUUCGCGCGGAAGGCAAAGGUGCCAUUCUGGAUGCUGUCUACAGUAGCACAGAAGAGGGAAAGAAAGUGGAGCGGAAUCAGGGGGACAAGUGGUUGGCGUGUUUCCGAAGGAUCGAGAUUCCAAGGCUGUAA
Messenger RNA from Fibroporia radiculosa, 783 nucleotides. RefSeq lists its product as uncharacterized. Gene Ontology annotation, cellular component: tRNA methyltransferase complex. Bases 1 to 783 code for a protein of 260 amino acids. The record is from RefSeq and is a predicted model, not a curated record. Gene Ontology annotation, molecular function: tRNA (guanine(46)-N7)-methyltransferase activity. Lineage: Eukaryota; Fungi; Basidiomycota; Agaricomycetes; Polyporales; Fibroporiaceae. Gene Ontology annotation, biological process: RNA (guanine-N7)-methylation; tRNA methylation. The transcript is spliced from 3 exons.